Messenger RNA from Bacidia gigantensis, 1308 nucleotides. RefSeq lists its product as uncharacterized. The transcript has 2 exons. The record is from RefSeq and is a predicted model, not a curated record. Gene Ontology annotation, biological process: secondary metabolite biosynthetic process. NCBI's taxonomy places the organism in Eukaryota, Fungi, Ascomycota, Lecanoromycetes, Lecanorales, Ramalinaceae. Gene Ontology annotation, molecular function: FAD binding. Bases 1 to 1308 code for a protein of 435 amino acids.
AUGGGAUCAGUGCCACAUCUCGACCAUCAUCACACCUCCGACGACUUUACUUUCAACGUUGCUAUCAUCGGUGGUGGGAUUGGUGGCCUUGCACUUGCACUUGCCCUCAACAAGUACCCCCAUAUCAACUACCAAAUCUAUGAAGCCGCGCCAAAGUUCAGUGAAAUCGGCGCCGGUGUCUCAGUCGGGCCCAACGCACGACGAGCUCUUGAGCUGAUCGGCCCUGAUGCCUUCAGAGCACUCACUGACCAUUUGACGAGUAAUCUGUGGCCUUCACACCAGAACACCUGGGUUCAGUACACUAUCGGCAAAGGCCCCAAUGCGGACGAUACAAUUACCCACCAACGCAAUGCCUACGGCCAACAAUCUAUCCACCGUGCCAAAUUCCUUGACGGUCUGGUUCAAGGUGUGCCACCUCAGCGGGCUCAUUUCAAUAAGCGUCUCGUCCGGCUCGAAGAUCCUGCGCCACAUGAUAAGCCUGUGAAGCUUUUCUUCAAAGACGGCACAACCGAGACCGCGGACUGCGUAAUCGGCGCCGAUGGUAUCCACAGUCCCAGUCGAGCGUACAUUAUGGGGAGCCUUGAAGCGGCCAACCCUGUCUUUUCUGGAACCGUCGUCUACCGUAGCCUAGUACCUAUGGAUGAGGCUGUGGAGAAAUUAGGCGACGAGUAUGCAAACAAUUGUUACAUUUCAUGUGGCCCCCAUCGAGCAAUUAUGAGCUAUCCCAUUGAAUUCGGUGAGCUUCUCAAUGUUGUGGUCAUGGACUACAAACACGAGAAUUGGGAGCAUGAGAAAUGGAUUGUGCCUGCAGACUGGAACAACUUAAGCGAGCUCUUUGAAGGCUGGGGACCUCAAAGUCGUGGCAUCAUCGAGCUCCUUAAUAAACCUGAUCUUUCACUUUGGGCAUUGCACGACAUGCCACCCACGCCCACCUACUUCGAUCAUAAUGUAGCGAUGCUAGGGGAUGCAGCGCAUGCGACAACACCCUUCCAAGGCCAAGGCGCUGGACAAGCCAUUGAGGAUGCACUGGUCCUGUCAAAGGUGUUGGCCAAGAUUGAAGACAAAUCGCAGAUACCGAAUGCAUUCUCGGCUUACGAUCAAGUAAGAAGGCCUCGCAGCCAGAAAAUUGUCAGCACAAGCCGUGACGCUGGGGAGUUGUGUGGCAUGACUAUGGUGGGCGUCGGCGGAGAUGUGGCGAAGAUGAAGAAGGAAUUCGAUGUGAGGAUGAGGUGGAUUUGGGGCAGGGAUCAGAGCAAGCAGUGUGCUGAGGCAGUCGAGCUGCUCGAAGAGUCCAUGGCAGAAUGUUGA